UCCAAAAAAUCAAGGGGAGUAGUUAAAUUUGCUAUUUCCACCUGAAUUCCGGGUUGGGCAGUGAAUGGGGGAAGUACGGGUUCUGCAGAAUUUGUGGGCUGCCAAUCGGGAUUUGCAAGCACAUCUGGAUACUAGGGGCUCUACGGGCCUAUGUGCGAAUUCUUGGUGGUUGAGGGACAAUACUUGUGCUUGGCACCGCACCAACUUGUACUGCACUUAUGGGACUCGCCAAGUCAUACUGCAGUGCUGGUUUGUGAAAGACCAGGAUGUACUAGACCGCUGGUGCUCGCCAGUUCACCAAAAGGUAGCGCAGCACUAGUACUGGCACUCUGCUGCAUAUGAGAGUCAUC
Staurois parvus is the source of this 350-nucleotide messenger RNA. Lineage: Eukaryota; Metazoa; Chordata; Amphibia; Anura; Ranidae. The record is from the annotation of a GenBank genome assembly.